AUGUUGCCCUAUUAUAAGUUUGACAAAAUCAAACAAUUCUACGGUGUACCACAUACAUUAGAGUAUCGCAAUGGAUACCGAAUUGCAACGGCACUGAGUCAGGAAAGUGGAUGCAAUCGAGUCUCGGAACUGACUAAAACAUUACAUGACUGCACUUGGAUGUAUGGCCGUGUGAAACCGAAACCAAUUGCACCAUUCAAACCCGAUUUCGUACAAAAUGACAAAAUCAUUUUGACCUUCGACGGUUUUUUUCGUCAGAAAGUUUUCGAACCGAAUGCAGAGCAAUAUGAUUUGAUUCGCAAAGUUAAAAUUAUGUACUUUAUGGUUGACGAUACCAUAACAGUCGUUGAGCCAGCGUACAUUAACAGUGGCUAUUCACAAGGACGAAUCAUUCGACGUUCACGCAUCACAAAAGAUCCACAUCGUAAUUUGCAUUUGACAUGGAAAGAUUUGAAUAUUGGAAUUGAAUUGAAAAUGUUUGGAAUCACUUUUCAUUUGACUGACUGUGACUCAUUUACGAAGGAGUUUCUAAAAGCGAAUGGAAUCGAAUUGAAUGACAUACAUGUGCCGCCGUCUGAACCACGGCUCUUUAAACAAAGGCCGGUCACAGCCCCUGUGAAUCGUUCCGUAUGCUUCAAAAAUUCAGAAAUAAGACCGAAUAUUGGGAUUGUUUUAAGUUUUGAAAGCAUUCGAAUCGAUGGAAAAAAGCAAUUGCAUGACUGUGUGCCAUACUAUAUUUCAUAUUAUUUGGAAGAUGGCACCAUUUCAGUGAAGGAACGCAAACACCGAGAUGAGAGCUUUGAUUUUUGCCCAUAUUUGAUAAAACGGAUCCGAGUGCCGCGGUAUUCAAAGCAAUUAAUCAAUAAUUUGAUUGUGGCAGAAGAGGAGAGUUUCAAUGAACAAAAAGACGAAAGAGACUUCAUUCAGCCAAGCGAUUUUGUGGUUGGAAAAGAAGUGAAUUUACUUGGGCAUCGUUUUUUGAUUCGCGAUUGUGACGCACGAACACGACAAUAUUACGAAGAUAUUCUGAAGGUGCAGCAAGGCGAAAGGGUUAUGAUUGACAAAAUUCGGCCGAUCCAAUUGAAAACUGACAUUCCCAAGUAUAUUGGUUUUGGUACACCUGAAGAUUCAUUGGCCUCCUGCAAAAGUCUUGUUCCAAGAGAGCCGCGUAAAAAUAUUGUUCGAUAUAUUGUUAAUGCGAAUAAGUAUCUUCGAUUCGGUUGUGUGCUUGAUUCUGCUCGUCCAGAAGAUCAGAAUCGUCAAUUUAUUCUCAAAUAUUCGUUGGCCGAUGGCAAAAUCGGUAUUAAUGAACUAUCGAUUACGAAUUCUGGAAUUCAAGGCGGAAAAUACGUGUCGCCACAACUGAUUGCUAAGAAUGAUUGCUUCAAAAACGAACCAGACUACUAUACGUGCAAAGAUCUUUAUAUCGGUGCAAUUCUACACGUCAACUGUCGCCGUUUCAUAAUCACAAGUGCGGAUUUGAAUGAUUAUCGUUAUAUGCAAGAAAAUCCUGAACUAUUUUCGCAAGAAGCCAUCGACAGCGUCCGAGAUUACCUCAUAUCAACCAAUUGCUUGAGUUCAAAUGAAGCGCUAAUAUGUUCAUCUUAGAAUUUGGUUGCAAAGCGGAAACCGUAAUUGUCUGUACAUUUUCGUAGUAGAAACAGUAGGCUGAAUAUUGUUCGUAAUAUUGUAUCUCGUAAGCAUUGAAGAGAAGGUCGGAUAUUUCGUUUUUCAUCACGGUGCAUCUCUUUUUCGUCGAAUGCAAUUGAUUGCAAGUACUAAAUUAGCUUUCCGUAUAAAGUGGUGGGUGUCUGUGGUUAGGUAAUCUCGCAAACGAACUGAUUAAAUAAAUCAAUAAGAAGGUUUAGAAUAUUUUGUCUGAUUCAAUUGAGAGAAGCCCCCACUGGGCUCGAGCAAAUCGUACACGUCAUGCUCAUCAAAUAUGUAAAUGAUAGGAAUUUAUGUCGGAUUCGAUCAGCCAAUUAAAAAUACAUAUGCCACGGCGUAUCAACGGUAGUUUUGAAAGUAAAAGUUGAUAUGGUUUAUUAUGCGAUCGAACCUAUUGCCAUUGUACAAUGCGUCACAUGCACAAAUUAGCGAAACAUUCGAAACAUUUAGAAUGAAUAAAUUGUUUACAAGCGAGGAGACGAAAAUCGACUAAUUCGACAAAGUAGUCACAAAUUUUGUAUUUAUUC
This is a messenger RNA of Sitodiplosis mosellana (orange wheat blossom midge), 2195 nucleotides long. RefSeq names its product EF-hand domain-containing protein 1-like. Bases 1 to 1608 code for a protein of 535 amino acids. Gene Ontology annotation, biological process: mitotic spindle organization; cilium-dependent cell motility; mitotic cytokinesis. Gene Ontology annotation, molecular function: alpha-tubulin binding. The transcript is spliced from 8 exons. Gene Ontology annotation, cellular component: mitotic spindle; axoneme. The record is from RefSeq and is a predicted model, not a curated record. Lineage: Eukaryota; Metazoa; Arthropoda; Insecta; Diptera; Cecidomyiidae.